AUGGCGGGAUUGAAUGAAACCAGUUCUUUGGUCAAAGAGUUUCUCAUUACAGGAUUUGUUGGCUUUAGAGACCAAGAAAGCAGAAGAUACUUGUUUGGAGCCUUCCUCACGGUCUACCUUUUCAUUCUUGUUGGAAACAUUGCCUUAAUUAUCAUUUUUCUGUCUGACAGAACACUCCACACCCCUAUGUACAUAUUAGUUUGUGGUCUGGCUGUUCUCGACAUCGCCAUCACUACUAACACUGUGCCCAGUAUGCUGGUCCUGUUCACAUUUGAGUACAGAGUUGUACCGUUUGCUGCUUGUUUUACUCAGACGACAUUUUGGUUGGGUUUGUGCUCAACUGAAGGCUUUCUGCUUGCCCUAAUGGCCUAUGAUCGCUACAUAGCCAUUUGCAGCCCGCUUCACUAUCCUAAUUUAAUGCACAACAUUCGCAUCACAAAACUGAUGGCCUGCUGCUGGGUGGUUGGCUUUCUUUGUGCAAUGGUCACUGUGGUAUUUCUUCUUAGACUCUCAUUCUGUGGGCCUAAUCAAAUAAUUCACUGCUUUUGUAACUUUGUAUCUUUACUGUUUUUGGCCUGUGGGGACAUUCAGGUUAGUAAUUAUGCUGCAUUAGUUUUUGGUUUGAUUGUGCUGCUCAUUCCUUUAGCAUUUAUCCUUUUUUCAUACAUGCAGAUAAUAUUCUCAGUUGUAAAGAUCGCCACUGCUGAGGGACGAAUGAAAGCCUUCUACACUUGUGGCACACACAUGCUGGUUAUUUCUGUCUUUUUCUUGGCGACUUGUAGUGAUUUUGUAACCUACAGAAUUCCUGGUACUUCUUUGGACACCCACAUAAUGAUUCUAAUCAUGCAGAAUAUCUUCCCAGCAUUAGUGAAUCCAAUAAUUUACUGUUUGAGGACAAAGGAAAUCAGAAAAAGUUUUAUCAAAACAUUAAAGAAUUUACGAAUUAUAAAGGAUGGAAAAGAGAGUUAG
Molecule: messenger RNA, 969 nt
Organism: Polypterus senegalus (gray bichir)
Lineage: Eukaryota; Metazoa; Chordata; Cladistia; Polypteriformes; Polypteridae
Product: olfactory receptor 2D2-like
Exons: 1
Coding region: 1-969 (322 amino acids)
Biological process (GO): G protein-coupled receptor signaling pathway
Cellular component (GO): membrane
Molecular function (GO): olfactory receptor activity; G protein-coupled receptor activity
Source: RefSeq, a predicted model, not a curated record